ACAUGAUGACAGGCAGAGAGGGGCCCCCAGGAGCCCCCAGAAGCACAGGAUUUGGCAUCCAGGAAAUUUUGGGACUUAAUAAGGAGCCUCCUACCCCUCCCAGGGGCCACAUUGCCCCCAUUCCUCCAGGGGCCCAUCUACUGGCAGCUCGCUCUGGUUUGGGGCUCCUCGGUGCCACAGCCAUUCCGAAUUUCUACAGUCAGCCGGCCCUAUUACUGCGGGAGCAACAGGGGCCCCUUAGAAGUCCGGGGCCCGAGGACGAGAGUCGGACCUGCAGCUCAGAUUCCGAGGAGAUUUCUUCCACUGACAGAAAACUGAACAAAUCCCUCAACCAAAACAAGAAACGGAAGAAGAGGAGGCACAGGACGAUCUUCACCUCGUACCAGCUGGAGGAACUGGAGAAAGCCUUCAAUGAGGCCCAUUAUCCCGAUGUGUACGCCCGGGAGAUGCUGGCAAUGAAGACAUUCACACCUGGCGGUCGUGUUUAUUUCUCCCCGCAGGUUUGGUUCCAGAACAGACGCGCCAAGUGGCGGAAGCGGGAGAAGUGCUGGGGCCGGAGCAGCGUGAUGGCGGAAUACGGUCUGUAUGGCGCCAUGGUGCGACACUCCAUCCCGCUUCCGGAGUCCAUCCUGAAAUCCGCCAAGGACGGCAUCAUGGAAUCUUGCGCCCCCUGGCUGCUGGUUCAAGAUGGCCUGUCAAUGCCAAGACGAUUUUCUAAACCCGAAUACCAACAAUUCUUUGCAGGAAUGCACAAGAAGUCUCUCGAGGCGGCCGAGCAGACAGAGCGAGAGCCACCGGCAAUAGCCAACGCCGAGGCGAAAGAGAGAAGGGAGGCCGAGCGCCCAGCCGCCAUCUCCGAGGAGGAGCUAAGAGAGAACAGUAUUGCGGCCCUGCGAGCUCGAGCUCAGGAGCACAGCGCCAAGGUCCUGAGGAGCACAAACUGCGAAACGCCCGCAGCGGAGGGGAACAGGGAGGAGGCGGAGGAGGAGGGGCAGACGGAGGGAGACGCCGGGGUGCAUGACGACUCCGACGUCUAAGAGAAAAAGACUUUGCUGAGGAUCCGA
Molecule: messenger RNA, 1064 nt
Organism: Nanorana parkeri
Lineage: Eukaryota; Metazoa; Chordata; Amphibia; Anura; Dicroglossidae
Gene: VSX2
Product: visual system homeobox 2
Exons: 5
Coding region: 3-1037 (344 amino acids)
Biological process (GO): regulation of transcription by RNA polymerase II
Cellular component (GO): nucleus
Molecular function (GO): sequence-specific double-stranded DNA binding
Source: RefSeq, a predicted model, not a curated record